This is a messenger RNA of Nematostella vectensis (starlet sea anemone), 2534 nucleotides long. RefSeq names its product beta-3 adrenergic receptor-like. Gene Ontology annotation, biological process: G protein-coupled receptor signaling pathway. The transcript has a single exon. NCBI's taxonomy places the organism in Eukaryota, Metazoa, Cnidaria, Anthozoa, Actiniaria, Edwardsiidae. Gene Ontology annotation, cellular component: membrane. The record is from RefSeq and is a predicted model, not a curated record. Gene Ontology annotation, molecular function: G protein-coupled receptor activity. Bases 1517 to 2299 code for a protein of 260 amino acids.
CAUAUGUUGAAUGGGAACUGUUUUUUUCUGUGUUUUUUUUCUUAGUCACCCCUUACUGCUAUGUUUUAUUUCUCCCAUAUGAAAAGAGUAAACAAACUAGUCAGCAUGACUAAGAAGAAAGUGAAGAAAGUAAUUUCCCACAUAAGUGAGAAUCUGUAGUGAGAAACAGUUUAACACAAGCGCAACACAAAUUAGAAUCAGUCAAACAUAUGCGCAACACAAGGGAAAAUCCGUCAAACACAAGGCAACACAAGUGAGAAUCCGCGUCGAACACAAGCGCAGCACAAGUGAGAAUCCGUCAAUUACAAACCAAGGCGCAAGAAAAUCAAGCAGUUGUUUAUAAGACGACAAGGGUAGUCGGUGAGCGGUAUUCGCGUGGUCCUCUUCCUAGCUCUUCCUAGCCCUAACCCAGUUGCGCUAACCCUAACGCAGUUGCGAAAUCACUAACCCAGUUGCGCUAACCCUAACGCAGUUGCGAAAUCACUAACCCAGUUGCGCUAGCAGUAACCUAGUUGCGCUAACCCUAACCCAGUUGCGCUAACCCUUGCCCAGUUGCUCUAGCAGCUACCCAGUUGCGCUAGCAGUAACCCAGUUGCGCUAAACCUUUCCCAGUUGCGCUAGCCCUAGUCCCGUUCUCGGCCUCUUAACAUUGUGUUCUCUGGUGCUUCCGCUAGAACAGGUGUUACUAAGAUGUCCAAGAAAGAUAGUAAGACGGCUACAAAACCUUUGAUUUUGAUGCUGAUAGAAGCUAGAGCAAUCAAAUAAGUAUCAAAUAUCAAAUAUUUAUCUGCUUACAGUUUUUUUUAUUAAUACCAGUACUAAUAUUGUAGACGCGUCGAUCUAGCCCAAAGCGGUGUAAACAAUCUGCUCAAAUAAUCAACUCGGCGGCGUAUUGGUAAUACCAUUUUAAUCAAACGAUAUGUUACAAUCGCAUACUUCUUUUUUUAAUUUAAAUAUCGAGAUAAGAUUUAACUCGGAAGGACAUAGUUACACUACACAAAAAGAACUCCAGGAAGAUCAUGGAGCCGGAACUUGUAACAGAAGAAGAGCGUGCUCGCAAAGUGCUCGCAACACGGGAUCGUAUGUCGAUUGUCGUCGAGUCGAUCAUCGCAACCCUGGUCGUGUUCGUUGCAUUGACCGGUGGGUGUCAAAAUUCAAACUACGGAUAAAAUAUUAGUGUCAUAGAUACAAGUGGUACAGUAAUCCAUCGAUUUCAUUUGUACAUUUUGGCAUCUUGGUAGUAAAAAAGCAAAGAGGAUCGGAAACAGAGAGUUAAAAAUCGCUGUUGCUUCUACCCCAUUUUCCCUAAGCUAAUUGUGCUAAUCUUUUUAAGGCUAAGUUUAUCGUCGUCAAUUAAUUUAUAUUUCUAUCAUAUUGAGUUCUGCAAAAGGAAGUAAAACGUCAGCCUAGCGAAGUUUUCUCUUUUCUUUCCAUAGGUAAUUGUCUUGUGUGUAUCGCCGUGUGUCGUUGUCCUCGCCUGCGCACAAUAUCCAAUGCUUUCAUCGGAUCUCUCGCCAUGGCUGACUUCCUUAUUGCCGUUACCGUGGUAACCCCCUCCAUAGCAUUGACAAUCACCAACCGAAUGAUUCUUCCCGAAGCGAUUUGCCAAAGUCAGGCCUAUUUCGCGCUAUCUUUACUCUCCGUCUCUCUCCUCACUAUGUGUUUGACUGCGAUUCAUCGAUACAUGAAGGUAGUCCGACCCCCUCAUCGCGGGCAGAUUCUUGUAACUAAAAGGUCGGUAGCCCUUGCCAUAUCAUCCUCUUGGAUCUUCUCCUUUAUGUUCCCCUCCAUAUACUGGGCGGCUGGUAGGAAAGCUAGGUUCUAUCCCGGCGAGAUGUUGUGCUUUUUUGACCUCUUAGUCGUCAAGACCCCAGGAAUCACUAUGAGUUACGUGAUCAUCUUCGGCAUCAUCAUCUACGGAACUAUCGUUUUCUGCUACGCACAGGUUUAUCGCACAGUAAGGCAGCACAAGCAGCGAUUACGAGCCCGUACAGUACAACCUCAAGGCAUACGGAGGCAAAAUACCCGGUUGAGCGUCGAAGAGCUUCGUGUAACCCGCCUUCUGGUCGCUGUGGUCCUUAGCUACGUGAUAUGUUGGCUUCCAGCGCUAGUGCUAUGGGGCUUCAAGGCUUAUGGUGUGCCCGUCCAUCGUCGGUUGGAGUACUGGGGAUCAACAAUGUCAGCGCUAAGCUCAGUGAUUAACCCCAUUCUGUACGGCGCCUGGAACACGGACUUUAGGGCGGAGUUCAAGAGAAUGCUAUGUCGCGCCGAAAGGACAAGAAUCGCGCCAUUUCUAUAGGCCUAAAAUGGCACCAUUACCAGUUGAAGGGUCGGGAGACUAAACGAGAGUUUAUUUCUAGUCACAAGAGUAUGCUUGAUGCUCGAAAUGAUCUUGAUGCCCAGACGAGCUCCAUACCCAACAGACGGUGCGAAGGAGGAGUUUGUCCGGACAGUUCUACUGAGGGUGUAUAAGCGGACUUUAGAAGCACACUAGCAUACACACAUUGGCACCAGUCGGGCCAAGACGCACAAUU